This is a messenger RNA of Emiliania huxleyi CCMP1516, 435 nucleotides long. RefSeq lists its product as hypothetical. Gene Ontology annotation, biological process: microtubule-based movement. Gene Ontology annotation, molecular function: ATP hydrolysis activity; ATP binding; microtubule binding. Gene Ontology annotation, cellular component: kinesin complex; microtubule. The annotation marks the transcript as partial. The record is from RefSeq and is a predicted model, not a curated record. NCBI's taxonomy places the organism in Eukaryota, Haptophyta, Isochrysidales, Noelaerhabdaceae. The transcript has a single exon.
CUCAACCAGCACUCGUCCCGCUCGCACGCGGUGCUCUCCGUCUACCUCGACGUGGCCGACUCGGCCGAGGCGCCGCCCGGCCGGUACGGCCGCCUCUCGCUCCUCGACCUCGCCGGCUCGGAGAACGUCCGCGCGUCGCAGUCGAGCGGCGGCGGCCUCAAGGAGGCGGGCGCCAUCAACCGCUCGCUCUUCGCGCUCGCCCAGGUCAUCAAGUCGCUCUCGCUCGGCCCGGGCCGUGGCCCGCCGCACGUGCCGUACCGCGACUCUGUCCUCACCAAGCUGCUCGCCGACUCGCUCGGCGGCAGCGCGCACACCCUCAUGAUCGCCACCGUCUCACCGCUCGCCGCGUACCUCGACGAGACUGUCAGAACGCUGCACUACGCGUGCUCGGCCGGCGCGAGCCACAGCCGGCCGGUGGUCGAGAGCGCGAAAUAG